AACAUCUACAGAUCUUCUGGUUUCUGUCUGUAAUGAAGACCAGAAGACAUCAGUGAAUCUGCUGGACUGUGCGAUAGAAGUGAAACAAGAAGAGACAGAAGCAGAUGAAGGUUAUUUGAUUUAUUCAGAUAAGAAAGUGAUAAAGGAGGAAAUUUCACAACUCAAUGAAAUGGAGGAGAAACCUCAUCAUUUGAUACCCAAGGAAGAAUCUCUGAGCUGUUCGAUAACUGUGAGGAAUUUGUCACCUAAAAGGAACAACAAGCAAAAGUCAAAAGUCAAAAAUGCUCUUAUUUGCCCUCAGUGUGGAAUAACCUUCACAUAUAAAUCUAUACUUAAUAAUCACAUGAGACUUCACACUGGAGAAAAGCCAUACAGAUGUGAUCAGUGUGGAAAGAGCUUCAUUCGUAAUGCCCAUCUCAAAAAUCAUAUGAGAAUUCACACUGGAGAAAAGCCAUACAGAUGUGAUCAGUGUGGAAAGAGCUUCAUUCGUAUGUCUGAUCUCAACUGGCACAUAAGAGUUCACACUGGAGAGAAACCUUACAGAUGUGAUCAGUGUGAAAAGAGCUUCAUUCGUAAGUUUGAACUCAACAGGCACAUAAGAGUUCACACUGGAGAAAAGCCUUACAGAUGUGAUCAGUGUGGACAGACCUUCAUUUGUCAGUUCCGUCUCCAAAGUCACAUAAGAAUUCACACUGUAGAAAAGCCUCACAGAUGUGAUCAGUGUGGAAAGAGCUUCAUUCGUAAGUCCUAUCUCAACAAGCAUAUGAGAAUUCACACUGGAGAAAAGCCAUACAGAUGUGAUCAGUGUGGAAAGAGCUUCAGUCUUGAGUCCUAUCUCAAAAAUCAUAUGAGAAUUCACACUGGAGAAAAGCCUUACAGAUGUGAUCAGUGUGGAAAGAGCUUCAUUCAUAAGUUUGAACUCAACAUGCACAUGAGAAUUCACACUGGAGAAAAACCUUACAGAUGUGAUCAGUGUGGACACACCUUCAUUUGUCAAUUCCGUCUCAACAUGCACAUGAGAAUUCACACUGGAGAAAAGCCAUACAGAUGUGAUCAGUGUGGAAAGAGCUUCAUUCGUAAGGCCCAUCUCAAAAAUCAUAUGAGAAUUCACACUGGAGAAAAGCCCUACAGAUGUGAUCAGUGUGGAAAGAGCUUCAUUCGUAAGUGUGAUCUCAACAGGCACAUGAGAAUUCACAGUGGAGAAAAGCCUUACAGAUGUAAUCAGUGUGGAAAGAGUUUUAAGAAUAAAUGGCACCUUAAUGAGCACAAAAAAGCCCACACUGGAAAAAAACCUUACAGCUGUGAUCAGUGUGGAAGAACCUUCAUUCGCAAGCCUGACCUGAAUAGGCACAUGAAAAUUCACACUGGAGAAAAACCUUAUAGAUGUGAUCAGUGUGGAAAGCGCUUCAGGGGUACGUGGAACCUUAAACACCACAUGAAAACUCACACUAGAAAAGAGAGUGAUCAGUGUGAAAUGAGCGUCGUUGGUACGUUUGAUCUCAACAAUCACAUGAGUAUUCACACUGGAGAAAAACCUUACAGAUGUGAUCAGUGUGGAAAGAACUUCAUUUUUAAGUCCCAUCUCAACAAUCAUAUGAGAAUUCACACUGGAGAAAAGCCAUACAGAUGUGAUCAGUGUGGAAAGAGCUUCAUUCGUAAUGCCCAUCUCAACAAUCAUAUGAGGAUUCACACUGGACAAAAGCCAUACAGAUGUGAUCAGUGUGGAAAGACUUUUAUUCGUAAGUCUGAUCUCAACUGGCACAUGAGAAUUCACACUGGAGAUAAACCUUACAGAUGUGAUCAGUGUGAAAAGAGCUUCAUUCGUAUGUUCCAUCUCAAAAGGCACAUGAGAAUUCACACUGGAGAAAAGCUUUAAAAAGCUGAAGAGUUCAGAUGCAAAUGCCACCUCCAUCAAUUAUGAGAUAAUGAUAUUAACCGAAUGCUCUUGGCAACUAUUAUACAUUUAUCAAAUACUUCGGGCUUCUACUUGGCUAAUUCUCAGCCUCAGGCUAUUCAGAAAAUACAGUUUGUUGGCAGAAUCCAUUAAGAGUCUGAUAAAAUUGAAAACUGGGUUUGUAGUUCAACAGUUAGAUGACGAUAUGGACAUGUUACACAUUUGCAAAUUGUCUUCCCUCUAACUAAAGGUUCAAGUCUGGUGAACCCUGUUCUGCAAAUUCGUAUCACGUGGCGAUAACCGGUAUGUCACGGCUAGGGCUGGGACGGUUGUCAUAACCAUCGUGGUGGUUAAGUGCGAUUCGCUGUGGUUUGCACGUCACAAACUAUGAAAAAUAUAAAGUACAAUCUUGCCCAGCGAGAGUUCUUCAAGUUCGCGUGAACGCAAACGGCCAGCAUACUCCGAGUUAGUGCACUAUUUGCAAGGGGAGGCAACUGAUAUCAGUGAUGACCCGCUGGCUUGGGGUCAGAACAAUGAGGCAAGAUAUUCUCUUUUGGUCAAGGUAUCAGAACAUGUUUUCAGCAUGGUUGGAAACCCGGAAAAGAUUUCUCACCUGAACAGUGUGUUGUUUCAUGGAUGGAAGUGCUACAAGAAAUGCCCAAACACAUAGUCUCAAUUGCGUCACAUUUCGCGUUGCGUAAAACGUGACCGCUCUGCUUUCAUCCUCUUCAAAGCGCUUGGACGCUCCAGAGCGUCUGGGUGAUUCUCACGAAACCAUUGAAACACCACGGCACUAAUGAUUUUAGCUUUAAAAUGUGUAAUAUAGUAACAUUAAAAAGCAUCAGAAUUAACACAAUACUGUGUUCUACCUUGCACAAUGUGUGAUUUCAACAUAAGAAUUUAUAAUUGGAAAUUUUAUCUCAUUUUCUGCUGAAAUUCUCAUUACCGCAAUGUGUCCGGCUGUGUUUGAACAUGCGUUAUGUUGUAAUUUAAUCAAAUUAACACAAAAAUAUUAGGGAAAAAAAUGGAUGUUUUGCUAGACUACUUUAGAUGACAGAAAAAAUAUUUACUGAAUAUUCAUGUAUAAUAAUAAUGAAGAAAAAUUAGGAAAAUGAUGUGUCCAUGCCUGAUGUUCUCAUCCUCCGCAACACUUUUUGAGAACAGUUUAAGCACACAUACAGAAUUUUAAUAAAGUUUGAUUUUGAGUGACCAAGCACAUGGACCAGUUACUUCAAGAUGGCUACCAGAUAAGAUCAUUUUUUUACAGUUAAUUUGAAAUAUUGUCUUGUCAGAAUGCUUACACAACAUUUUGAUUAUCAUUAACGCAACAGAUGCUUAUUAAAUGUUAAUUUAAUUAAUAGAAGCAUAAUACUUUGAUUUUAAAUGCAUGUGCAGAAUCUCCAAAUUAUGUUCUUUCAGGUUUGUCAUGUCAUUUUGAAAAUAUGUCAGUGUUGAUGUUUUCUGACUGUUGCGGUAAUGAGAUUUUUUAGGACUAAUUUUUUAAAUUAUGUUACAAAAAGUGUUAAAUGAUAAGUAAAAGUUUUUAAAUUAAUGUUCCCAUUUACUCCAGACUUUGUUUUUCAAUGUCUGGUGGGGAAAAAAGUAAAUUUAAGCAAUUUUUACAUUUUCAUGCUUGACAUUUUUAAAACCAAGUUUUCGUGAGAAUCACCCGUCUGCUGUUGCUAAGUAACCUAAGCAUUGUUUUAUGAGGCGCGGUUGUGGACAAAUGUGAAGUGAAUGCCGAGAGAGAGAGACAAAGUGCGUGAAAGAGACAGAGUUUGUGUGCUCUUGUACUCAUUAACCAGAAAUUAACCUAAGAAAUAACACCACCUCAUAAGCACGGCAUGGUCUUGUAGAAAAUCAUCAUUAGCCAACAAACUUACCUCUGACCCAACAUAAAAUCACAUAUAAACAUGAAAUAUCACAGAAGCGCUCAGUUCAGUAAAAAUCUCUGUUGCAAUGAAUUCACAUAAAAAACUGAGGAUUGCAUGAAAUUACGCUCCAGCACAAGUUUCAGGCUUUCCCUGACUCUCUCUCGCACAUUGUCUCGCGGACGCUUGUCCUUUCUCACGCACAUUCCCUCUCUCUUGCAGCAUUCGCUUUACUUUUGUCAACUUUCGCGCCUCAUAUUGCUUGACGUUGUAAACAUUGUAAAAUAUGUGACAACAAAUGUGAUAAAGUGCUGGGCAAGUAGGGGCCGAUGAAUACGAAGUUUGUGUAGGAUCAUCUUGUAAAGUUAAUUUUUUAAUGAUUCAGACAUAUGCUAUUAUUAUAUGAAAUCAUAUAGAAGUCUUUCUGUUUGAAAUUUUGUAUGUAAAGUUAAUGGUGUUAUUUGUACUCUGGAGAUUUGAUUCACUUGAAUGUAUUGCUGUCACUAUGGCAUAUCAACUGCUUUGUUUAAAUUAUUGUACAAUAAAGCUGAAAUCCAACCUGAA
Molecule: messenger RNA, 4329 nt
Organism: Misgurnus anguillicaudatus (oriental weatherfish)
Lineage: Eukaryota; Metazoa; Chordata; Actinopteri; Cypriniformes; Cobitidae
Source: RefSeq, a predicted model, not a curated record